UUCACUAGUGCCAAUAACACAAGCCAAGAAAACAUUAGACUUAAGAUAUAUUCUUUCUUAAUAUAUAUUCUUGUUAAUUUUGACAAUGAUAGGAUGGGAAGAUGUUUACAAAGUGGUGGUAGCAAUGGCACCACUCUAUGUUGCCCUAAUUUUAGGCUAUGCCUCGGUGAAAUGGUGGCGAAUUUUCACACACAAUCAAUGUGAUGCUAUCAAUCAUCUCGUUUGUUAUUUCACUCUCCCACUUUUCACCUUCGAAUUCACAGCACACGUUGAUCCUUUCGAGAUGAAUUACAAGUUCCUUGGAGCUGAUGCCAUCUCGAAGGUGAUCAUAGUCGUAGUGCUAGCGUUUUGGGCAAAGUGUAGUACCGAAGGGAGUUAUCGUUGGUCUAUAACGAGCUUCUCUUUGUCUACACUUACUAAUUCGCUCGUCGUUGGUGUACCUCUAAUGAAAGCGAUGUAUGGUGAGGAAGCUGUGCACUUAGUUGUCCAAGGAUCGGUUACACAAGCCAUUGUGUGGCUAACUAUACUCUUGUUUGUGUUGGAAGUGAGAAGAACAAGGACAGAUUUUAGCUUGGAUUCUCCUAUUGGAGACAAAAAUAAUAUUGUACUUGAAGAGAAUAAUGGGAGUGAUUUGGAAGGAAAUAAUGCAAAGGUGGUAGCAAGCAUCACUAGACCUUCCUUUUGGUGUUUGACAAGAAAAGUGUGGUUGAAACUUGCUACAAAUCCUAAUUCAUAUGCUUGUAUCUUUGGCCUCACUUGGGCACUAGUAUCGAACAGGUGGCACAUGCAAAUGCCAAGCAUCAUCGAAGGCUCUAUACUGGUAAUGUCAAGGGCUGGCACAGGCACUGCCAUGUUUAGCAUGGGGAUGUUCAUGGCAUUGCAAGAGAAAGUGAUAGCAUGUGGUGCAACUCUAACUGUGUUUGGAAUGGCUUUGAGAUUCAUAGCUGGACCAGCAGCUAUGGCUAUUGCCUCCAUUGCUAUUGGUUUGCAUGGGGAUGUCUUGCGUGUCGCCAUAAUCCAGGCAGCAUUGCCACAAUCCAUUACCUCCUUCAUAUUUGCCAAAGAAUAUGGCUUACAUGCAGAAGUCCUUAGCACAGCGGUAAUAUUUGGCAUGCUGGGAUCUCUUCCGGUGUUAGUUGGCUAUUACGCAAUCUUGGAGUUUCUUCAUUAAUUCCUCCUCAUCAUAGGAAGAAUGGCAUUAAUUCUUCCUUCUUAAUCACAAUAGAGACAACUCAUCUUCUUCUUCUUUUUUUUUCUUUUUUUU
Lycium ferocissimum is the source of this 1264-nucleotide messenger RNA. RefSeq names its product auxin efflux carrier component 5-like. The transcript has 5 exons. Lineage: Eukaryota; Viridiplantae; Streptophyta; Magnoliopsida; Solanales; Solanaceae. The record is from RefSeq and is a predicted model, not a curated record. Gene Ontology annotation, molecular function: auxin efflux transmembrane transporter activity. Gene Ontology annotation, cellular component: plasma membrane; endoplasmic reticulum. Bases 86 to 1171 code for a protein of 361 amino acids. Gene Ontology annotation, biological process: auxin polar transport; auxin export across the plasma membrane.